Molecule: messenger RNA, 252 nt
Organism: Lithohypha guttulata
Lineage: Eukaryota; Fungi; Ascomycota; Eurotiomycetes; Chaetothyriales; Trichomeriaceae
Exons: 2
Coding region: 1-252 (83 amino acids)
Source: RefSeq, a predicted model, not a curated record
AUGCCUCUCGUUGUACCAGGUAUCAACUCCAACGGCGGUGGCGAUCUGACUCAAGAAUGGAUGCAAAAGCUGGCAGGCAAGAAAAUCAGCGAGAGUGGUAGCACAGACAACACCAACUUCGCAAAGAAGGAUCUGCCACAGAAUCAUCGUGUCGUGGGAGAGGAUAGUAUGAUGACUAUGGACCACCAGCCUAAUAGGUUGAAUAUCCAUACUGACAAGGAUGGCUUGGUCAAGAAGGUCACCCAUGGCUAA